GAGCGGAACAACCUGGCAGCUGGCAACACACUCGGACAGAAGCCUGGGAAGUCGGAAUCGGCUGUGGGAAGUCCUUCCAAACAGGCUUCAAACAGAAGCCACUUCGGACGCGUUUGGGUUAUGGCCUCUCCAUGCAGUUGCCAUGCAGUCCAUGCCUGAGUCCAUGCUGCCUCCAUGAGGCAUGCUUCUUCCAACUCGACCAGCCAAACUCUCCGCCAGCUAUGGACGAAACACCAGACUCUCCCACAGGCCUUCGGGACGUCACGCCGAUAGCCCGCCUGACCGUCUCCAGCUUCAAAGAUGAUCACCCGCCGGAGCGGUUACGGGAUGGGAAUCCCGGCACGUAUUGGCAAUCAGACGGCCCGCAACCUCACUAUGUUAAUGUAGAGUUCCCGCAACGGAUGGCAUUGACGAGGAUAUCGCUCUAUAUCGACCACGCGAAAGACGAAAGCUACACCCCGAGGCAUAUCCUGAUACGCGCCGGGAACUCAUUUUACGAUAUGCAAGAUUUUCAACAGCACGAGGUUCCCGAGACGACGGGAUGGGUGGAUUUCAGCUUGUCGGAGGAUGAGGAGGUUUUCAAACCUUUGCGCGCCCACGUUCUACAACUAAGCGUUGUUGAGAAUUACCAGCACGGAAAGGAUACGCAUGUUCGGGGGUUGAAGCUAUGGGCUACGGCAGUAAGGUCGGAUAUGCUCAUGGACGAGAUGCCGCCGUUCUCCACCUACGCGUUCCAAAUGUAUUCGACAGUACGAUAACAGACAACACCGUAUAUCGGUUUUUGGGUAUAUCUAGUAUCCUCGCCGCAUAGGCAAAGUACGGAUGGGGAUAGGGUCUUUCGUUCACCUCGUGA
This is a messenger RNA of Fimicolochytrium jonesii, 853 nucleotides long. Its product is annotated as anaphase-promoting complex, subunit 10/DOC domain-containing protein. The record is from RefSeq and is a predicted model, not a curated record. Gene Ontology annotation, cellular component: anaphase-promoting complex. The transcript is spliced from 7 exons. Bases 132 to 758 code for a protein of 208 amino acids. Gene Ontology annotation, biological process: anaphase-promoting complex-dependent catabolic process; protein K11-linked ubiquitination. NCBI's taxonomy places the organism in Eukaryota, Fungi, Chytridiomycota, Chytridiomycetes, Spizellomycetales, Powellomycetaceae.